Molecule: messenger RNA, 1509 nt
Organism: Penicillium oxalicum
Lineage: Eukaryota; Fungi; Ascomycota; Eurotiomycetes; Eurotiales; Aspergillaceae
Exons: 2
Coding region: 1-1509 (502 amino acids)
Source: RefSeq, a predicted model, not a curated record
AUGUUGCCUGAGUUUCUUCAAAGCAGUUAUGAACGCUACAAAACAGACACCAAUACAUUCGCAGCUUGGCUGCUCGAGACGGCGAGUAAAUGCGGCUACUAUCCGCCCGGCCUUGAAGUCGCGCAUUCCGCUGUAAAGAAAGGCAAACGCGAGAGCAAACGCAACGAUUCAAAUGCAGAACCGUUUCAAUAUAGUGCGACUACCAAAGAUCUGCAAAAGUUUGCCGGGGUGAUUGCAAACUCUGCUCUUCCGGUCCCUGCGUCAAUACUCGCCAUUGCAAAACGUGCCAUCAAACUGAGAAAAGCCGUGACUUCCUGGUUCUUGGGUCAGGGUGAUUCCGCAGGAAAUGAUCGACAUGCCCAUUUCGUCACUGUGCUGGAGCAGAUUUGUGGUGACCUGGAAUGGAUGUCUAAGCAGCCCUCAAAGUCAGACGCCAAGCCCACACCACAAACCUUGGAGUCAGACCGUGACGAUCCUCAUGGUAUCAGAUUCUUAAACAAAUUUGUUGUUCUCACAAUCGAGGAACCGCAGGAGGCUACAAGAUCCCAGCAAGCACCAGCACCCGUUGAAUCGAAGAAGAUUGUCAAGGUGAAUGUUGUCGAGGAGGAGGAAAGUGAUGAUGCAGAGUUAUUCCUAGGGCAGUUAUACUUCAAAAACCUGUGCUUGCUUCAAGAUCUCAACAACAUACGCACGUUCAUUUCGAUCACUUGGGCAGAAUACCGGGAUAAGAAAAUCGACCUUAUGAACACCUCCGUGGUCACAGAUAGCGCUCUGACACUUGCUCAAGACCUAGAUCAAAGCACCCACCGAGUCCUGGAUGAGCUUUCCCAGAAGAUAUCACUCGAGUCACUACCCGCCAAGGAGCUAGACAAGUCUAAUCCAGAACAAAUCAUCACCCGGAGAUGGUUAAGCGCGCACAACCUCGAUCCACUGCCGCUUCUCGCCUUUCUGAAGGCCAAGCUGUUCGAAGAGGAGCCUAUUAUUCUGUACAACUGCUUCGGGAUGCACAGACGCUCCAUUGAGUUACUCAGACUCAUCCGGGACAAAGAGCACGAGAAGUUUGUCCAGUACUUCACUUCGGCGUACAUGCCGGAUGAAUCACUCAUAUCCAACCUCGUCCUUCUAAUACUUCAUGUCUCAGACGGCUCAGCUCAAAGCGCCAAAGAAAUGGGGAUCAAUCACCGUCAAGUGAUGAGCCGAAUUGUGACAAGCGCUGGCGACGUGAUGCGCACAUAUCUGGAGAAGAACGGAGACGUUGCAUGCCGAGAACUCAAGGUGCUCUGCAAGAACAAGAAGCCGAUUCAUGACGACAUGGGCUAUGACAAGGGGAAGACAGAAGAGCUGGUCUAUUCCUGGCUCAGUCUAGAAGAUGUUCUGGGGGGUUGCCUCACUGAUGACUGGAAUCCCAAUCGCUUAGACAAGCGGAGCCGACGCGAGCUCAAUUUUCAGAAUCCCAUUGCCAAGCGACAGUCGCACGCGCAAAAUUGGUUUACCUUUUCCCUACGUUGA